Molecule: messenger RNA, 1758 nt
Organism: Episyrphus balteatus (marmalade hoverfly)
Lineage: Eukaryota; Metazoa; Arthropoda; Insecta; Diptera; Syrphidae
Exons: 2
Coding region: 158-1606 (482 amino acids)
Source: RefSeq, a predicted model, not a curated record
AAACUGUCAUCGCAAGAAAAAAAAAAACGAACGGCGUGAGUUGAAGGGAACGAACGUUUUGCUCUUUUUUCAAGUUAAAAAAUAAAGACAAAAAAAAAAACAUAAAAUUCAUAAAAAUUUAUCCAAAACAAAAGAAAAUUUUUUAAAACCACAAAAAAUGUUCACCUUAUUCCUAUCAAUUUUAUUUACCACUUGCAUUCUUGCCGCACCAACUCCUCCCGAAGCAUCAUCAUGGAGUAAAUUAAAAGAAGACAAAACUCUGGAACGUUUUCAGAGCACCCUUCUCAAUGAAACAUUCUUGCCAUUCUUAAACGAAUGCUACACAAUUCAAGUGGGCCAAUCCAAACGCGAAUCAAAAACACAAGAAAGUAUUUGUUCACGUUAUUUUGAUGCAAUUUUACAACUCAAUAAAAGUGACUUUGUUGUCAAUUUACCAAAUGUAAUUGCAAUUCGUGAUCAAGUCAAUGCUUCAGGAGCAUUUUGUGAACAAAAAUACAUCUUUCCAUCAAUUAAAUAUUAUCCAAAAGCUCCACCAAGAGAUUUUAAUAAUCCUGCUGUUUGUGGAGUUUCUUGUUUGGAAGAUGAUGCUGUUACUCCGAAAGCAAUUUGUAAAUUCCUGGCUUGGAUGGGCGAGGAGAUAAUCAAACAUUCGUCGGUUGGGAAUGGUGGCAAACCUGUGGGAGUGCCAUUAGUUCCAGUUGUUGGUGCUGCUUUAGCUCCAGCUGCAGCGCCAACAAAAGUUUCACAAAUCCAAGUCGUUGAAGUUCAAUCAACUCCGACUGUUGUUUUGGCAAAUGAGAAUGGAAAAACCCCGGAGGAUGUUAAACCUGACGCAACCACAGCAGCUAAACCAACACUGAAUUCAUCAAACACCCAUUCGUUACCUGCUGCUCAAUCAAUUGCCCAAGCUGAAACUCCAAUUAAAAUCGAUAACAAAGACAAGAAUUCUCCCAUCGAUAUACCAGAACCAACACAAAGCGCUGUAGUUGCACCAGUUGUUCCAGUAAUACCCAAGGAAGAGAAAAACAAAGAAACUCAACAGCAACAACAACCUUUAGAAGAAGGUAAAGAAGAAAUUGCACCAGCACCAUUAAACUCUAGUGCCCAAGAUGCAAUUCAACAAAUUCAACCAGCUAAAACAAAACAAGACUCGAUGGAAAAUCAAGAUUCUGAUGAAGAAUUAAAUUCCAUUGGAGAUGAUACUGGCGUUGAACCCGACGAUUACAAGGAUUCCCUAACUAAUGUAGGCAAGUCAAAUGUUGGCAUUGCAAAUCCCGAUGAUAACGAACACAACCAAAGUAGCAGUCCAGAAAUUAUCGUUGGCAAUGAUAUUGUCAAUAAUAAACCAAUGGUCGAUCCAUUCCUCGAAGAAUCUGGAUCGAAUUUCUUUACAUAUUUCCUUGUCGGAAUGUUUCUUUGCAUUGCCAUGUAUGUCCUCUAUCACAAUAAAUCAAAAGUUCUUGCUCUCCUUUUGGAAGGCAGACGUGGCGAUAAAGGUCGAAGUGGUCGCCGAAAGCAUACAGCUGCCUACCGAAAGCUUGAUUCAAAUUUGGAAGAAGCGAUCACGUCAUCAGCUAGUGGACGAACAACACAAAUUAUUUACUAAAUCCUACAUCUUUCCUUUGAGUUUGGCUUACUGCCAACAUGUAUGUCCUCUCUUUGUGUUGAUGAUUUAUUAUUAGUUUAUGUUGACUUUCUUUUUUGUUUUAUUUUUAAAUGAAAUAAAUUUUUGAAAGCAAUAUUAGGGUUUAAAAUGAA